GGCUCCGAGCUGGCGGCGGCUCGGGGAGGAGAAGCCGGGCCGGCUUGGACUGGGCCGGGGCACCCGUCCCUUUAUCUGGCCAGCUCCGCCAUGCAGGGCUCCGCCGGCAACGCGAGCCGCGGGCUGACGGGUGGGCCGCCCCCCACGGCCUCGGCCGGGGCCGGCGAGCGGGGCUGUGAGAACGGCGCCUUCAUGGACAGCUUCGGCAUCUUCCUGCAGGGGCUGCUCGGAGUCGUGGCCUUCAGCACCUUAAUGCUCAAACGCUUCAGAGAACCAAAGCAUGAAAGGCGUCCAUGGAGGAUAUGGUUUCUAGACACUUCAAAACAAGCCAUAGGAAUGUUGUUCAUCCACUUUGCAAAUGUCUAUCUAUCAGACCUUACUGAAGAGGAUCCUUGUUCACUGUAUCUUAUCAACUUCCUCCUUGAUGCCACACUGGGGAUGCUGCUAAUCUACAUAGGUGUUCGAGCCGUCAGUGUUCUGGUGGAGUGGCAACAAUGGGAGUCCCUUCGAUUUGGCGAAUAUGGAGACCCACUGCAGUGUUGUGCCUGGGUUGGGCAGUGUGCUCUGUACAUCGUGAUCAUGAUGUUUGAGAAAACCAUCAUCAUCAUCGUCCUCCUAAUACCUCAGUGGAAAAAGGUAGCUCUUUUGAAUCCUAUUGAGAAUCCCCAGCUGGAGCUGGCCAUCGUCAUGCUGAUAGUCCCUUUCUUCGUCAAUGCAUUCAUGUUUUGGGUUGUGGAUAAUUUCCUUAUGAAAAAGGGGAAGACAAAAGCCAAGCUAGAAGAAAAAGAAGCCAGCUUGGACUCUAGAAAUGGAAGCAAAGUCCGAUACAGGCGGGCUGCAUCCCAUGAAGAGUCAGAGUCUGAAAUUCUGAUGUCUGCUGAUGACGAGAUGGAAGAGUCAGAUGCAGAUGAAGACCUCCGAAGACUGACCACCUUGAAGCCAGUGAAAAAAAAGAAACACCGAUUUGGGCUGCCCGAAGCCCCCAUCAAAAAGAAACGGCCUCCCAUGAAGGAAGAGGACCUAAAGGGAGCCCGAGGGACCCUCUCUAAAAACCAAGAGAUCAAGUCCAAGACCUACCAGGUCAUGCGAGAAUGUGAGGAAGCUGGCUCAACUGCCCCGUCUGUGUUCAGCCGAAGUCGGACAGGCGGAGAGACUGUCUUCGAGAAGCCCAAGUCUGGGCCCCCCAAGAGUGUCUUUGGCUAAGGAACUCCGUGCUGCUUCCUGGCCCUGUGCAUCUCCACCCCACCUCACAUCUGAGCCCCAGCACCAGCCCUGACAUGGACAGCUAAGCAGACACCUCUCUUUUAAAGAACUUUUUUUUUUUUAAUACACAAAAUGUCCACUACUUUUUUUUUUUUCCUAGAAGUACAGGGUCUAGGAGCUGGGCUCUGGAUCCAGGAUCUUAGUCUCUUUCUACUGCCCUUGAUUGUCCAGGACAGACCCCACAGACACAAGGAUGUGUGAAAAUCUUUGAAUCAUCAGUAAAUCAAAGUAAUCAGAGAUGUUUGGGGCACUGUUCUCUCCUGCCCUUGGUCUAGACCCAGAUUGUGGUCCAAGGGCCAAGACAGGAGGGGAGGAGGCUUCAAACAUGGGUAGACCUCUCUACAGGAAAAUCUGUUGCUGCUGUUUAGCCCCAGCCCUAGCCCCUUCUCUCCCUCCAGAUCAUCAACUUUCUACUCCAUAGGUUGUCACUGAACCCCCUGCCAUGUACAGAGCUCAGGCCACCUUGGGGAGGCUGCCCAGAGAAGAUGACACAAGCCCUUACCCAGAAGCUGCCAGUCUGGCUACAAAGAGAAGACUCCCAUCUGACAGCACAAUAAAGGAUAAAUUGAUGUGUGAAA
Molecule: messenger RNA, 1841 nt
Organism: Dromiciops gliroides (monito del monte)
Lineage: Eukaryota; Metazoa; Chordata; Mammalia; Microbiotheria; Microbiotheriidae
Product: store-operated calcium entry regulator STIMATE
Exons: 10
Coding region: 91-1203 (370 amino acids)
Biological process (GO): activation of store-operated calcium channel activity; tissue regeneration; chondrocyte proliferation
Cellular component (GO): nucleus; membrane; cortical endoplasmic reticulum
Molecular function (GO): calcium channel regulator activity
Source: RefSeq, a predicted model, not a curated record